Cavenderia fasciculata is the source of this 1809-nucleotide messenger RNA. RefSeq names its product putative protein serine/threonine kinase (gene pdkA). Gene Ontology annotation, molecular function: protein serine/threonine kinase activity; ATP binding. The transcript has 4 exons. Lineage: Eukaryota; Evosea; Eumycetozoa; Acytosteliales; Cavenderiaceae. Bases 1 to 1809 code for a protein of 602 amino acids. The record is from RefSeq and is a predicted model, not a curated record. Gene Ontology annotation, biological process: peptidyl-serine phosphorylation; intracellular signal transduction.
AUGAUUUUUGAUUCAACGAUCGACUGUUUGUUAGUUUAUAUGGAAGAAGAUCCUACAACGCGUAGGACAAUCUCUGAACCAAGUGAGAUUAAUAAUACAACGGCCGAUAAUAAUAAUUCAAGUAGUCAUUUACAAAGAAGUAAUAGUAGUCAUGCUGCAGCACCAGAUGCAUCUCCCUCUUCCCCUUCCUCUUCCUCCUCCUCCUCUUCCUCUUCACCCCCAUCCUAUUCAAAUGAUUCAACAUCUUUAGAUACAGCCUCUGCAACACCACAAACACCAGAGACUACACGAAUCAAUACAAUGAACAAUAGUAGUUCCGAUCUUUCACUAUCACCUCUUUGCUCACCUGCCAACUCAUCACCAUCGAUUCAACCCAAGAAAAAGACAAUCGACGACUUUGUCAUUGGAAAGGUACUCGGUGAAGGUUCGUACGGUGCAGUUGUCCAUGGCACAGACAGAGACACCAAAAAUGAAUAUGCAAUUAAAAUACUCGAAAAGAAGCAUAUCAUCAAAGAAAACAAAAUCAAAUAUGUACAAAUAGAAAAGGAAAUCCUAUGUAAAGCAAAUCAUCCAAAUAUCUGUAAACUAUUCUUUACUUUUAGAUCUGAAGCUUGUUUAUAUUAUGUAUUAGAAUUAUGUUCACAAGGUGAUUUAUUACAUCACAUUAAACCUGUUGGUUCAUUUAGUGAUGAAUGUACAAAGUUUUAUAUGGCACAGAUUAUUAGUGCACUCGAACAUCUUCACAACCUUGGUGUCAUUCAUAGAGAUCUUAAACCUGAAAAUAUCCUCUUGUCUUCAGACAUGCAUGUAAAGAUUACCGACUUUGGUACUGGAAAAAUAUUAACACCCGAACAACAACAACAACAACAAAAUGGAACUGAUCAACAAAACACUACAAGUACUAGUGGCAGCAGCAGCAGCGGCAGCGGCAUGACAAGAUCAAAUUCAUUUGUUGGUACUGCAGAAUACGUGUCGCCCGAGUUGAUUAGCAACAAAGAGACAUCGACAGAUUCUGAUUUAUGGGCAUUGGGAUGUAUCGUGUAUCAGCUGAGUACUGGUAAACUGCCAUUCCGAGGCAAGACAGAGUUUUUGACAUUCCAAAAGGUAUCGAAUCGCGAGUUGGUCUAUCCUACCAACCUCAACCCACUCAUUCAAGAUUUGAUCGAGAAAUUGCUCGUGCUCAAACCAUCGGACCGUCUCGGUUCGAGAAGUGGUGGUGCUGGAAACGACUCGUUCAAACCACUCAAGGCACACCCCUUUUUCCAAGGUGUCGAUUGGGACAAUCUGCACAAGCAGACACCACCAACGAUUGUUGGGCCUGCUGAACGCAUUCAUUUCGAAGAGACGUCUACUGGCGAUCUCUCAAGCUCCAUCUCCAACGCCAAUGCCCUCUCUUCCUCUCAAUCAUCUACUCCUAGAUCUGCAAACAACAAUAAUAACAUCAACGUCUCAACACCCGAACUUGGGUCGGUCAGCGCAACCGAACAAAAGAAAUGGGUACAAUUCCUCAAAGAUGGAGAAUCUAUUAUUGAAUGUGGUUUGGUUUGGAAAAAGAAGGGUUUCUCUAUUAAAAAGCGUCAAUUAAUCCUCACAUCGCAACCUCGUCUCAUCUAUGUCGAUCCAAAGAAAAUGGAACUCAAAGGUGAAAUCCCUUGGUCACCAACCCUCAAACCAGAAACAAAAUCAAAUUCAAACUUUGUCAUUCAAACUCCAAAGAGAAAAUACAUGUUGGAAGAUGUUGAUCAUAAUCCUCAAAAAUGGAUUGACGCAAUUAAUGAUACUUUAUCUCAUUUUAAAUUAGAUCAAUAA